Molecule: messenger RNA, 1957 nt
Organism: Xenopus laevis (African clawed frog)
Lineage: Eukaryota; Metazoa; Chordata; Amphibia; Anura; Pipidae
Gene: set.L
Product: SET nuclear proto-oncogene L homeolog
Exons: 8
Coding region: 370-1188 (272 amino acids)
Biological process (GO): nucleosome assembly
Cellular component (GO): nucleus; cytoplasm
Source: RefSeq, a predicted model, not a curated record
UCUAUCAAGAGCGGGAGCGCGGGUUGGUGCUGAUCGCAGUGCGUCGCUCCGCCCCUCCCUUUUCUCUCACACACGCACGGGAGCGAGAUCUUCCCUCACACACAGCAGCGGCCAUUGCGCCUUCUUCUCUUUUCCCCUUUCUCCCUCUCAGCUCGGCACCCGACCAACACUCACGCUCAGCUCCCGCCGCAGGAAGGAGGGCAAAUUGCCAGGGCGUUCCGUCCCCUUUCCCUUCCCACAAGCGGCCGCCUCACACCGAAGCAGCUUCCUCUGUCUGUGAGUUCCCCCUCCCCUUCCAGCCAGGCCUGAGCCUGCACUCCCUCCCCCUGCCUCGCGCUCUCACCACUUCUCCUCACUCACACACGCGACAUGUCGGCGCCCAAAGUCAGUAAAAAGGAGGUGAACUCCAACCAUGACGGAGCGGACGAGACCUCAGAAAAAGAGCAACAGGAAGCCAUUGAGCAUAUUGAUGAAGUACAGAAUGAAAUAGACAGACUGAACGAACAGGCAAGUGAAGAAAUAUUGAAAGUAGAACAGAAAUAUAACAAACUUCGUCAGCCAUUUUUCCAGAAGAGGUCAGAGUUGAUCGCCAAAAUCCCAAACUUCUGGGUUACAACAUUCGUCAACCACCCACAAGUAUCAGCAUUACUGGGUGAGGAAGAUGAAGAAGCACUUCACUAUCUGACUCGGGUGGAGGUUACAGAGUUUGAAGACAUAAAAUCGGGUUACAGAAUAGAUUUUUAUUUUGAUGAGAAUCCCUACUUCGAAAACAAAGUCCUCUCUAAAGAAUUCCACUUGAAUGAAAGUGGAGACCCAUCUUCAAAGUCAACUGAGCUAAAAUGGAAAGCAGGCAAGGAUUUAACAAAGCGUUCUAGCCAGACACAGAACAAAGCCAGCAGGAAGAGGCAACAUGAAGAGCCAGAAAGCUUUUUCACUUGGUUCACAGAUCAUUCUGAUGCAGGGGCUGAUGAACUUGGAGAGGUUAUUAAGGAUGACAUCUGGCCAAACCCACUGCAGUACUACCUGGUCCCUGACAUGGAAGAUGAAGAAGCAGAGGGUGAGGAAGAGGAUGAUGACGAUGAGGAAGAAGAGGGGCUAGAAGAUAUUGAUGAGGAGGGGGAUGAAGAUGAGGUUGAAGGAGAGGAAGAUGAUGACGAAGAUGAAGAGGGAGAAGAAGCGGAGGUAUGAAGACGAAGGUGAAGAUGAUUAAGUGAUCGCAUUGUUUGGAUUCCAUCGUUUUUCCUUUUUUUUUUUUUUAUCCAGUCCCUGGGAGCAAGAUGCUGUCGUAUAUAUAAUUUUUUUUUUUUUUUUUUAAAUUUUUAUUUUGUGUGCUCGGUUGCCUUGUUCUCUUGGUCCUUUUUUCCCCCCUCUCCAUACCAUUGUUCAUACAUUUCUUUUUUCCCUUUUUUUGGGGCGGGGUAAGAACUGAGUAAAAUGCAGUGGAAAUCUCUAACCAUUUUUUUUAUGUUCCCAAGUCCAAAAUGCUCGUCUCCAACAAUAAACGUCAAACUUUGUAACAUCCAUGUUGUCUGUGGGGCACAGCUUACCUUGGCUGCCAUCUUUGUUGGAAGCUGUGGAACGUUGAGGUGUAUGAAUAGUGCAUAGCAAUCCCACUUAUUAUUUUUCUUUUACCAUUUCCCCCUUUCCAUUUUCUGUAUAUUGGGCUCAGCGGUUUCCAUGUGAAUACGGACAGAUAGCAUUUACCACCAUGUAUCGGUUUUUCUUCCUUGUUUAAAAAAUUAAUAAAAGUACAAAAAAAAUAAAAAUACUGUGGGGUGGGUGGGAUAGAAGUCAGCGGGAGGGUUUUCAGUGAAAACAGGGAGGUCCGGGUGGGCUGGGUUGGGCAUUUUGAAAACGUUGCUUUUUCUCUUUGGCAUGUUUGUGAUGUUUAUAACAGGACAUCCAUGCAGGUUAAGACACUUUUAAAAUUAAAAAAAAAAAAGCAAAAAAAAAAAAA